AUGGCGGCUGCUCCUGAGCCUUCUGUCUCCUCCUCCGACGACACCCAGCGAGUCGAGGACUCCCCUCAAAGCAGAUCCGGGAUCCUAUCUUACUUCUUCAAUACGCGCCUCGACGAGGAUGUCUGCAUCCAUGAAUACUCCGGCAAGGGUACGGCUGAUGACCCUUAUGUAAUCGAUUACCUCCAGAACGACUCCCAGGAUCCCUUGAAUAUGCCCAUGGCGCGAAAGUGGACUAUCACUGUCCUCCAGGCCAUGUCCGCGUUGGUGGUGACCUUUGCUAGUUCUAUAUACGCCAGCAGCAUCUUUGAUAUCAAAAGACACUUUGGCGUGUCUGAAGAGGUGGCCACACUGGGCUUGGCGCUCUAUGUGUUAGGGUUCGCCCUGGGACCGCUGAUCUGGGGGCCACUGUCCGAGUUGUACGGGCGUAGGCCCAUCUAUAUAAUUUCAUUUAUGGCCUUCACGGCAUUCAGCGUGGCGGCGCCAGUAUCCCCUAACAUUCAGUCCUUGCUACUUUUUCGCUUCUUUGGGUGCGCGUUCGGUUCAUCAUCGAUGACCAAUGGCGGAGGCGUCAUUACCGACAUGUUGACUAAGGAGCAGCGCGGAGCGGCAAUGGGAGCAUUUGUCACGGCUCCUUUUCUUGGGCCUGCACUUGGGCCCAUUGUUGGUGGUUUCCUAGACGAAAACAAGGGCUGGCGCUGGGUUCUCGGUUUAAUCUCUAUCAUGGCCGGUGUGGUCUGGAUUGCUACCACGAUAGCCACUCCUGAAACAUAUGCGCCAUUCAUCUUGCGAUCUCGAGCGAAGGCCCUCUCCAAGUUGACGGGAAGCGUCUAUGUAUCCCGGCUUGAUGCAGGAGAGCCACCCAAGACACUUACACAGGAGCUUUCAAUCGCGCUAUCGCGUCCCUGGGUUCUUCUGUUUCGCGAACCCAUUAUCUUGCUGAUGUCGCUGUAUAUGUCUAUCGUCUAUGGCACACUGUACAUGUUUUUUGCCGCAAUUCCCACCGUCUUCCAAGGUACCCGAGGCUGGAGCGAAGGUCUCGCCGGACUUCCGUUUAUCGGGGUCACUAUUGGUGUCUGUCUUGCUACGGCGUUGUCGGGUGUGGACAAUAAACGCUACGUUCGUCUGUGCGAGGCAAUGGAAGCAAAGGGGGCCACAAUUGAACCAGAAGCCAGACUGAGCACGGCUAUGGUUGGCUCUAUUGUUCUUCCAAUUGGUCUGUUCUUAUUUGCGUGGACGACGUAUCCUUCGGUGCACUGGAUCGCACCGGUUAUCGGCGCCUUGCUAUUCUCGUGUGGACUUGUCCUAAACUUCAUCUCGCAGAUCAGCUAUCUGAUUGACUGCUAUACCAUAUAUACUGCUUCUGUGCUGGCGGCUGGAUCGAUGCUUCGAUCCUUCUUCGGCACUGCAUUUCCACUGUUCACCACCCAAAUGUAUGCAAAUCUCGGAGAUCAAUGGGCGAGCUCUAUUCCUGCGUUCCUGGCGCUUGGGUGCGUGCCUAUCCCGUUUCUGUUCUAUAAAUACGGGCCGAAGAUACGCUCCAAAUGUAAGUAUGCCUCUGAAGCAGCAAGGAUGCUAGAGUUGAUGCGUCGUGGGCAGAACGCCACAAUUGGAGGCAAGCCAGAGGUGGCUGUAGAGACUGUUUAG
Molecule: messenger RNA, 1644 nt
Organism: Trichoderma asperellum CBS 433.97
Lineage: Eukaryota; Fungi; Ascomycota; Sordariomycetes; Hypocreales; Hypocreaceae
Biological process (GO): transmembrane transport
Cellular component (GO): plasma membrane
Molecular function (GO): transmembrane transporter activity
Source: RefSeq, a predicted model, not a curated record